Messenger RNA from Paramuricea clavata, 412 nucleotides. The record is from the annotation of a GenBank genome assembly. NCBI's taxonomy places the organism in Eukaryota, Metazoa, Cnidaria, Anthozoa, Malacalcyonacea, Plexauridae.
AUGUUGUCUCCCACUCAAGCAGAACUUUUCACCGAUCACAACAUUAUUGUGUUUGAAUUUUCAAUGUUUUAUAAUCAGCUACCAAAGAUACGCAGAAUUGUCUAUAAUUACCGUCAAGGUGAUUUUGCUGGCUUACGAACUUCCCUUGAAUGUCUAAAUCUGGAUUCCCUGACUACAACCGACGACAAUAUCAACCACGACUGGCAACAAUGGAAGAAGGCGUUCCUAGAAACUGUAUCCCAACACAUACCAUCAGUGAGAGUAAAGGGUCGCAACUAUGUACCGUGGAUGAAUUCUACAAUUCUACACAACAUCAAGAAGAAAAACUCUCUCCGCCUCAGAAUUAAGAAAUCCCCUACACCUACUGAAUAUCUCCUGGAAAAAUUCAAAACCCUUCGUAGUUCCAUCAAGA